AUGUAUAAAGUUAUUCCAAAGGAUCAACGCGAUAAAGCUGCAUUGUUGCAAUGCGAAGCGAAACUUCGUUCGGAGCUUGCUGAAGCACGCGUGGAGUUGGGACGUUUGCACUCAACCAUACUAGAUGUUCAGCAACAAAACACUCGACUUCAGCAACAACUGCAACAACAACAAAGACGGCCGUCUCUCACCUCACCCGCAUCGGGCACUUUAAAAGCUUCUCCAGUCGAGCGGACCCCGCCAACCGCAUUAUCCGGCUCGGUGGCUUCCCCAUUGGCACUGCAGAAAGCCUCACCGGAGGAUAGAGUCCAGCUAACGUCUCACACAGGUGCGACUUUGCUCAGCACUGGUUCAAAGUCGUCACAUCCAGGUUACGAUUGUAGAAUCACCGAAUUACAACUGGAAUUGCAGCUUACCCGCCGCCGAAAACAGUCGUUAGAAGCCCAACUGGAAAUAUUCCAGCACAGACUACUUGCAUCGGAGCAAAAAGAAGAAGUGUUGCUAAAAGAUUUGGAGGUUAGUACAAUGUUCACAAAAUACUGA
Molecule: messenger RNA, 543 nt
Organism: Echinostoma caproni
Lineage: Eukaryota; Metazoa; Platyhelminthes; Trematoda; Plagiorchiida; Echinostomatidae
Source: the annotation of a GenBank genome assembly